AUGAAAGUCACACUGAAAUAUGAGGAAGCUCAAACAGAGGACCUUUUCAUGACGCUGCGGCUUACUCUACCGCAAAAGUAUGUCAAUGGAACCAACAAGGAGGUGGUGAAACUUUUUGUGGACCAUUACAACAAGAAGAAAGCCGACAACAUGCUCUCGUCAGAGGAUCUGCACCUCAAAAUCGUUGGUGGAAUUCACCUCGACAAUGAAGAGAGAGUGCGUGACUCUUUGUCGAACGGUGACGAGUGCUACCUCCUGGGCAAAGAUUCAGAGGGGCCGGCGCCCAAGCGGCAAGAGGCCGAGAAGGGCUACCAGUGCACGCCGGCAGCUGCCAGCAACACCACUGAAACCAAGGUGGCUAAAAAUGCAGACGGAAAGGUAAGGUGUAAGAACUUCGGCUGCCAGAUGACGUUUGAUCCCAAUGGGCCGCCGCAGGAAUGCCUACACCACAAGUCUGCCCCGAUCUUUCAUGAAACCGCCAAAUGGUGGUCAUGCUGCCCAGAUAAAAAGGCUUACGAGUUCGAUGAGUUUAUGAGGAUACCGGGCUGCACGAAGGGUUUCUGCAGCAGCGAGAGCCAGGGGAAGAAGGCAAGGUCAUCCCGCAAUGCCGAGCUGUGCGGCGGUGCGAGGGGACACCACCUAUGGCCCCAUUCCAUGCGUGUCCUCCUGGAUGGAAGAGAGCUGGCCCGUGUGAAUCCUCAAGACAACCAGCGACGACCUGACUCUCCGUUGAAGCUGCAGCCACCAGACAAGGCAGGAGGCCAUGUUUUGCAGCUCUUCGCGGGCGCUAAGCCUGCCGGAUCGAUGUCGAGCGCCAAAGAGGACUUCGUCCUGUGCCUGGUGGUCACUCAGAAGAGGCGGAGUGUGGCUGACCUGCUGGAUGAUUGUCGGCAAAGGCCCGCCAUUCCGGCAGGUGUCUCUAUGCAGCUACUUCAUGAAUUGCGGUGCGCCGAGGUUGGGGUUCGCUCCAACACGCCUUGGCAGCAACCACUACGCUGCCCGCUAACCCAGGAACGACUCGUGGAGCCAGCGAGGGGUAUGCACUGCCAGCAUUUGCAGUGUUUCGAGCUGGAAGCUUUCCUCAUCACAGCGGCAGCGAUGCCGUUUCAGCGGAGAUGGCGUUGUCCAAUUUGCGACACGCAGCUUCGGCCGGCGCAGGUUGCGAUUUGCGAAAUGACGAGGCGCUUCCUCUGGGACCUGCCGGCCGAAGCAUCCUUUGCGCCCUUGGAAGCGGCAGCGUCCUCGGGGCACGUUGCGGCGAGCAACACAUGCGACUUGACAGCUGAGCCUGCUGUACCUGUUCCAGUUCACGUGGCGAAGUCUGCAAGGAUGCAGCGGGGCCAUUGGGGCCGGCGAUUGCGCUGUGAG
Messenger RNA from Symbiodinium necroappetens, 1368 nucleotides. NCBI's taxonomy places the organism in Eukaryota, Dinophyceae, Suessiales, Symbiodiniaceae. The record is from the annotation of a GenBank genome assembly.